GAUGGACCUUUACCAGGACUUCUUCCAAAUCAUAAGCAGUCAGUGUUGCUUUUCCUGGAUCGUGUUUAUGGUAUCGAUUCACAGGAAAUGCUUUUCCAAUUCCUGGAGAAAAGUUUUUUGCCGGAUCUUCGUGCCGCUACAAUGAUGGAUUCGGUAAGUUGA
Messenger RNA from Gongylonema pulchrum, 162 nucleotides. The record is from the annotation of a GenBank genome assembly. Lineage: Eukaryota; Metazoa; Nematoda; Chromadorea; Rhabditida; Gongylonematidae.